AUGAAAAAAAACAACAUAACAAACAAGGAGGAGGCGAACAGUCCAGCCGAAGGGGAACUGCAAAUAUGCCAAGGGGAGUUGCAGAUAAGUGAAGGAUGGAGACAAGUGAGUCAGGGGAAACGACAGAUAAGUGCAGGGAGGCAACAAAUAAGUGAGGGCAAACGGCAAAUAAAUGAGGGCAAACGGCAAAUAAAUGAGGGCAAACGACAGAUAAGUGAAGGCCGGAGGAAAAUAAUAGAGGGGAAGCAGUCACUAGGUGUGCUGGACAAAGCUGCAGCUGGGACAAAUGACCAAAGUGACAACAGCCCCAAUUGGAAGACAGACACAGGAGAGGAUUGUUCCUUGGCUGACACGCCCAAAGGAGACAAUAGGAGUAAUAAAAAAAGGGAUGAUGUAGGAGGGAACGUUUUAAGUGCCGCAAAUGAGGAGAGAAGCCCGGAUGGAGCGGAGGGGGAAGCCAAGGGGUUAAUAUUUCCAUCAGACAUCAAGUUAAUAUACGGAAGCAUAACCACAACGGACAAAAAUAAAACUCCCCAUGUACAGAAAAAGGUCACCGCACUGCUUAGCAAAAACUUAUAUGACGUAGUAUUGCUUUAUUACGAAAUGCACUUUUAUAAUAAUAUUGAUUCGUUCCAAGUGGAUGUGAACGUGUAUGAAAUAUACAAUGAUUUGAUUUGCCUCAUAGAUGAGCUCUACAGUAUGUAUAUUAUUGACUCAGAGAAGAAGAAGAACAGCUGCUGGAUGUACGAGGGUAUGGCGGAAAGGUACCUUAGUAUGGAGUUGUCUGGGGGGUGCACAGAGAGGACUCAGGAGGAGCUGUUGCAGGAGUACUACAUUUUAAAGGGGGACAGAAACAUCCUGUUCAUAAAUUUCAAGCUCAUGAAGAUGGUGUAUUUGUCCGCCGUGUUCGACUUGGAGUUUUUUGGCGACGUGUGCGAAGAGAGCGUUUUCCUUUCGGAUGGCGGCCCCAUUAGCGCAGAUAGGGCAGGUAUCGGACAGAGCCCAAGUAGCGGCGUUGGGUGUGGCGUUGGGUGUGGCGUCGACCUUUGCUGCGUCAACUGCGGUGGGUCUGUCACCCCUGCCCACAGCAGCGACGGGUCUAGUGGAUCACCAGACAGAGCAAUCGAGGCCCCCAGGCAUGAUAACCGAGGUGACAAGAAAAAGAGUAAUAAGAAAAAAGGCAUAUCAAAAAGGGCGGACAGGAGAAGCGACAGGAGGGAAAUCCCGAGCCCUGUGUUGAAGUCGGAAGUGCUGCGGUACCAUGAUAGGAUGAGUACGGGAGGAGCGGCGGGGCGGGAGGAACAGUCAGAGGAAAUCUGCCCUGUUGAGGAAGCCCCCCCUUUUGAGGAACCCCCUGCUUUUGAGGAAGCCUACAUUCGAGAAGACCAAAAAUUGUGCUACCGCAUUUUGUGUGACGAGCAGCCGUACAAGGCCCUGCUGAUAAAAGACGAGCUCAACCUGAGUUCGUCGGACGAGGUCGAGAGUUACCCUGGGGGGUCCAGCACACCCAUAAAGGAAGUCGUCACCUCUUCAAGUGCGUCGAGGGGUGUACUACAAAACGAGGCUACGGCGCUGAGUGUGGAUAGUAGUGACAACGAGAAGGAUAGCGUCUCGCAGGAGAGACACAGUCGCGUGUACACCAAGUCGAAACGGAACAAAGGGAUUCUGUCGUACGCAUCUCCGCAUGAAAAGUCCAUCAGUAUCCCCAAAGAUAUCCUCAACAUAACGUCCUUAUUAAGUACCCCCAUUUUGUCAAUGAGCAAUAUAAAGAGCUUAAAUCAAGUGAAUUUUUCAUACGGCCACAGUAGCACGAAGAAGGAUCUGUACAAUUAUUGUUACGCUUACUUAGUGAGCAUACACAAUGGCUAUGACGUGAUCCCCAUGGAGGGAUAUAAAUUCAGACCCAUUAUAAUUGAUGGAGCAAAUGUUUCUGCCAAGGUCAUACAUCAUAAUAACAUUUCAAAUGUGGUAGAUACAGAUAUGUCCAUAAUAUAUGAUUGCUUUUUAUUACAUGAGGCAUAUGUUUUUUUUAAAAGAAAAAAAGUCGAUGAUAUAAUUAUUGUUUUAAACCCUGUGACGAAGAAGGGGGAGGAGUACUUCUUGGGGAAUAAAAAGGUGUGUAAUUAUUCCUACUUGGAAAAUUUAAUAAAGCAGAAUGCCAUAUUGAUUUGCAACGAGAAGUAUUACCACAGUUACAAGGGGGACGUGGUGAAACGGCGCACGUACGACGACGUGCUGAUCCUGGAGCUGGCCUCGCAUAGAAACGGAUGCGUCAUCUCCAACGACAACUACACGGACAUCGAGGCAGACACCGCAUGCGAGGAAAUAAAGCACGUGAUCGCGCACUACGUGGUGAAGCAUCAUUACGACAAGCACAAUGGAUUCGGCUUGGACAUGACCAAGAAGCCUUUGAAAUUUGUCCUGAAUUCGCUUUUCCAAAAAAUGAAUUAA
Molecule: messenger RNA, 2451 nt
Organism: Plasmodium fragile
Lineage: Eukaryota; Apicomplexa; Aconoidasida; Haemosporida; Plasmodiidae
Exons: 2
Coding region: 1-2451 (816 amino acids)
Source: RefSeq, a predicted model, not a curated record